AUGUUUAUCCGUUUUGGAGCGGCAGCAUGUUUUGCAUGCUUAGUCAGCCACCCCUUGGAUUUAACCAAAGUUCGUAUGCAAACAACAACGGGGAUAAAUAAAGGAGCUCUUAGAACUGCAAUUGAUAUAAUAAAAAAUGAAAAAUUCCCGGGAAUAUAUAAUGGACUUUCUGCUAGCAUUUUGAGGCAAGCUACAUAUUCUACAAUGAGAUUCGGAGCUUAUGACAAAUUGAAGCUGUUGCUAAGCAAAAAUGGAGAAAACCUUUCAUUUGUAAAAAAAGUGAUUUGUGCAGCAGUAUCAGGGUGCAUCGGUGGAGCAGUUGGAAACCCAGCAGACCUUGUAAUGGUUCGCAUGCAAAAUGAUGCAAAAUUACCAUUAGAACUGCAACGUAAUUAUAAGAAUGCGUUUCAUGGUCUUUAUCAAAUUAUUAAAACGGAAGGAUUAAAGGGUCUUACUCGAGGUAUGGGACCAAACGUGAAUCGGGCCAUCUUUAUGAAUUCAUCACAAGUAGUAUCAUAUGAACAAUUUAAACAAUUUUUUUUGGAAACUCGGUUGUUUCGUGAUGAUGUGGUCAUUCAUUUUCUUUCUAGUUUUUCGGCGGGAUUUGUAGCCACAACUAUAUGUUCACCAGUUGAUGUCAUUAAAACUCGUAUCAUGAACUCAACUGGAACGAAGCAAGGUUUUAUGAUCAUGUUUGCUUCGAUAAUUCGUAACGAAGGACCUCAAGCAUUAUUCAAAGGUUGGGUACCGGCUUUUGUGCGGUUAACACCACACACUGUUGUGACGUUUAUGGUUUUGGAACAGAUAAAAAAUUUCUAUGAUAGGCGAAUUGAGCUAAGAAUAAAAGCUACUACGAAUACCGCUAAUUAG
Molecule: messenger RNA, 870 nt
Organism: Dentiscutata erythropus
Lineage: Eukaryota; Fungi; Glomeromycota; Glomeromycetes; Diversisporales; Gigasporaceae
Source: the annotation of a GenBank genome assembly